CGAAGUGUGUGCGACGUUUAGGGUGAGGAGGAGCCAAGCGCAAAUAAAAUAAAAAUCGGUGUGUAUCGAAAACGAAAAUAUAGAAGAAGAGCAAAAAAACGAUCCGGCUAAGUGAGUCGGCAAAGUGGAAGUGCGUGUUUGCGAAGAUUGAAGAAGCAAAUAAAUGCGUGUUUGGAGAGGCCAAGUGGGGCAGAAACCAUUUCGCACCACCGGUGAACGAGUAAUGGUAUUCUAACUGAAAUUUUAAAAUCACUAUUUCAUGUUCGAAAAGUGCUAAUUUAGCAAUUUUGGAUAAGGGUAAAUUCAGAGUAAUUGUGCAAUUGAGCCCAAACUGGGCAACUGAUUAUAGUGUGGGUUCUGGUGAAAAUAAUCCUUUUCGGAAGCUUAUGGUUAAAGGCCGAUCGAAUCAUGUUUGCUGGUGGAAAACUAUUGCGGCUGAGCAUAAUCACCUGGACUAUCAUCAGCGGACCGACGGCUGCUGUUCGGGCAGAAUCCGAACAUCAAGGUCUCUACACUAACCGACUGGAGGAUGCACAGCUGGUUGUGCCCCGAAAGGUGAACCAACGGGGGGACAUGAUCUCCCAUCGGUUAGCACAUUAUCAUCAUCUUCAUCAUCACCAUCAUGCGCACCGUCUGCACCAGCGGGAGCAACAGCAACAGCAGCCGCAGUUGGGCGACGAUGCGGCGCCGCCCAGUGCCGAUCGAAGAAGCCGUCGGGAAGUGAAUGCCGUCGAAGAAGGCGGGAAAUUACAUUAUCGGAUCGAUGUUGCGGAUCAGACACUGCAUCUGGAGCUGGAGCCAUCGACGGAAUCGUUCGUAGCGCCAUUAAUGGUAGUGGAACGGCAUCGGCGAGAUCUACGGACCCGAUCACGUCCCAAGAAGCACAUCCACAGCUGUCACUACCAAGGACACAUCCGAGGUCAUGAACAGUCCCGUGUAGCUCUGUCCGCCUGCAAUGGAUUGACCGGUUUCCUGAGAACCAACAAAACCGAAUACUGGAUCGAACCAUCCAAGAAUCACAACCCAUCGGACAGCGAUGGUCAUCCGCAUGUCAUUUUCAAACGGGCAGACGUCAAAGACAUUAAGGAUGCUCGAUCGAAGAAAGCAUCCGCGUCCGCGAAUGCAGCGACCGGUAAGAAGAAGAAAAAGAAACGAAGGAAGCGCCAUGCGAGCAACUGCGGCACCAAGGAACCACGGCGGCUCACCGAAACCCAUAUCGAGUGGCAGCACCAGGGAAAGGUGAUCGUACAGGGUGGUCGUAAGAGUCGUGAUCAUCCGGGUCCUGGGGGAAACACCGGCGGAGGCAGGAAGCGCAUCAAACGAUCCAUCAGCACUCCGCGGCACGUGGAGGCGCUAGUCGUGGCCGAUCAUUCGAUGGUUCAAUUCCAUCAGGAUGUGGACCUGCAGCAGUACCUGCUGACAAUCAUGAAUAUGGUUUCUUCGCUGUACAAAGAUCCCACUAUUGGGAAUUCGAUUCAGGUCGCGGUGGUACGGAUAAUCAUUCUGGAGGAGGAAGAGUCACAUGCCGAUUUCAACGUGACUCAUGUGGCGGCCAACACGCUGGAAAAUUUCUGCAGAUGGCAACGCAGCCUGAAUCCGAAAGCGGAAGACGACCCUCACCAUCACGAUGUGGCGAUUUUGGUUACGAGAAAGAAUAUCUGUUCCACCCAUGGAUGCUCUACCCUGGGAGUUGCCAACGUGGGCGGUAUGUGUCGUCCGGAUAAAUCGUGCAGCGUCAACGAGGACAACGGGAUAACCCUGGCGCAUACGAUCUCCCACGAGCUGGGUCACAACUUCGGCAUGUACCACGAUACGGUGAAGACAGGCUGCGAUCAUCGAAUAGGUCCGAUUUUGCACAUCAUGACGCCAAGUUUCGAAGCGGAUACCAUGCAAGUUUCGUGGUCCAACUGCAGCCGGCGGGACAUUACGCACUUCCUGGACUUAGGCCUGGGCAAGUGUCUCGAGGAUCAACCGAGUCAGCAGGAGUACAGCUACCCGGAGCUACCGCCGGGAGCCAUGUACAACGCCGACCUCCAGUGCCGGCUGCAGUUCAACUCGACCGACGAAGAAAUGACCGUCUGCUCCAAGCUGGACGAAAUCUGCAAUCAGCUCUGGUGCCUGGUGGAUGAUGUCUGCAUGACAAUGAUGCGGCCGGCGGCACCCGGAACAAACUGCGGCAAACGCAAGUGGUGCCAGAACCAGCAGUGCGUCGAUGUCGAAGAACUUCCCGCGCCGGUGGACGGUGGUUGGGGCGAAUGGAGCUCGUGGAGUGAAUGUUCCAGGGAAUGUGGUGCAGGAAUAGCGAAACAAACGCGGGAGUGUGAUCAUCCUUCGCCCGCUCACGGUGGAUUGUUUUGUAUUGGGGAGAGAGCGCGGUACAAGACAUGUAACACGCACUCCUGCCCGCCGGAAACGCCAUCCUCUAGGGCGCAGCAGUGUUCCGAGCAUGACAACGAUACCGUAAAGGGGGAAAAAUACACGUGGUUGCCGUACUUCGACAAAAACGAACCUUGCGAGCUGUACUGCACCAACUCGGAGGACACAAUCAUAGUGCCGUUCGGGGAUAACGCCGCCGACGGAACGCCGUGCAAUCUAGGCAGCAACGAUAUGUGCAUCGGGGGGAUCUGCCGGAAGGUAGGCUGCGAUUGGAUCGUUGACUCCACCACUACCGAGGAUCAAUGCGGUGUUUGCGGCGGAACCGGUGACAGUUGUACUGUGAUUCAGGGUAAUUUCACCAAAAAAGUCAACAUGAGUGAUGGCUUUUACGACGUGCUACAGAUCCCGGUCGGUGCGAGAAACAUUCUGGUGGAGGAGAUGGGACCGUCGAAGAAUUUCAUUGGAAUCGGGAAGGUUAGCAGUAAGGAGUACUACCUGAACGGAAAUAGAUUGAUUCAGAUGCCGGGAGAGUACGAAAUAGCAGGCAGCUUGGGGCUAUACGACCGGGAAGAUGAACAGGAGAAGAUCAAAAUCCCCGGGCCGAUCACCGAUGAUAUCACAAUAUCGGUGAUCAUGAAAAAAAAGAACAAUCAUGCCGGCAUCCGAUAUGAGUACACACUAUCCUCCAACUCAACUCGGAACCACUCCCCGUACUACUGGAAGCUAACCGAUUGGACGCUCUGCUCGGCAACAUGCGGCGGUGGCAAACAGCAUCGCGAAUCCGUUUGUAAUCAUCGGGGUGAAGGCAUCGUAGAUAAUAGCUUUUGCGAGCAGAACGCUCACAACAAACACCACGAAAAGAUGACCCGUAACUGCAAUGAGGAUCCAUGUCCGGCAAACUGGUGGGUCGGUCCGUGGCAGCUUUGUUCUGUGACCUGCCGGAAACCGGGCGAUUCCAACCCGAUCAGAAAGCGGUCGAUCCUGUGUGUCGAUCAGAACCUGAACGCCCAGCCGGACAGCCGCUGCGAAGGUAAGUCCCGGCCCACGGAUAAUGAACCUUGCCCCGGCCGAUUGCCGCUUUGUAAGGGCCUGCUCGAUACACAGAUCCUGGUGGAGGACGUUCCACCCGAGUACGAGGAGAAUAAUGUCAUUUAAAAAGCGCGGAAAGUGCGCAUCGCUGUUUAACAGUUGGUAUUAUGUUAUAUUAACAUUUGUCUUAUUUUAGCAGAGCAUUUUUACGCUAAGAGAUUUUUUAUUGGAGCGUACUUACAUUCUCGUGAAAAACAAGUAUUAUUUUACAACACAAAUAGACACUCCUGCCCAGAGGAAUAGUUACUAGUACAAAGCUAUUUAAAAAACAGAAACUUUCGAAGAUGCAACAAACAGAGACUCUUUUAAGAUGAGGUUUUAAAACUUAUAUAUUUACAGUGUAUUUUUAAAUGUACUGCUUUAGGGUGGCUCAGUUGCUAAGACCCCGGAAACAAAAUGCUUGCUUUUAUUGCAUGUUUUAAUACUAAAUUACGACCUAAGCAAGACAAUACGAACAACAUCAGAUAAAUAAAUAUGAAAUCUCUUA
Messenger RNA from Topomyia yanbarensis, 3952 nucleotides. RefSeq names its product A disintegrin and metalloproteinase with thrombospondin motifs 12 (gene AdamTS-B). Gene Ontology annotation, molecular function: metalloendopeptidase activity. Gene Ontology annotation, biological process: proteolysis; extracellular matrix organization. Lineage: Eukaryota; Metazoa; Arthropoda; Insecta; Diptera; Culicidae. The coding region runs from base 409 to 3531 and encodes 1040 amino acids. The record is from RefSeq and is a predicted model, not a curated record. Gene Ontology annotation, cellular component: extracellular matrix. The transcript has 14 exons.